AAGAACAGGGGUGCCAUGGCGGGCCCCCGACGGGGCGCUGCGGCCUGCCUCCUCUGGAUGCUGCUGCUGUGGAGUAGGGGUGGCGGCUGCCAGGCCCAGCGGGCAGGCUGCAAAAGUGUGCACUAUGACUUGGUUUUCCUCCUGGACACCUCCUCCAGCGUGGGCAAGGAAAACUUUGAGAAGGUGCGGCAGUGGGUAGCCAACCUGGUGGACACAUUUGAGGUGGGCCCGGACCGCACACGCGUGGGCGUUGUGCACUACAGUGAUGCGCCCACCACUGCCUUUGAGCUGGGUCGCUUCAGCUCCCGAGAGGAGGUGAGGGCAGCAGCAGGGCGCAUCCCCUACCACGGCGGCAACACCAACACAGGCGAUGCCUUGCGCUACAUCACGGGCCGCAGCUUCUCCCCGCAGGCCGGCGGGCGGCCAGGAAACCGUGCCUUGAAGCAGGUGGCCAUCCUGCUGACAGAUGGCCGCAGCCAGGACCUGGUGCUGGACGCCGCAGCGGCCGCUCAUGCGGCGGGUAUCCGCAUCUUCGCGGUGGGCGUGGGCACCGCGCUGAAGGACGAGCUGGAGGAGAUCGCCUCUGAACCCAAAUCUGCCCACAUCUUCCACGUGUCGGACUUUGACGCCAUCGACAAGAUCCGUGGCAAGCUGCGGCGCAGGCUGUGCGAGAACGUGCUCUGCCCCAGUGUCCGUGUGGAAGGGGAUCGCUUGGAGCACACGAAUGGAGCAACCAAGGAAAUCACAGGUUUUGACCUGAUGGACCUGUUCAGUGUAAAGGAAAUCCUGGGGAAGAGAGAGAAUGGAGCCCAGAGCUCCUAUGUGCGGAUGGGCUCCUUUCCUGUGGUGCAGAGGACUGAAGAUGUGUUUCCCCAAGGUCUCCCUGAUGAGUAUGCCUUUGUCACCACCUUCCGGUUUCGGAAAACAUCUAGGAAAGAAGAUUGGUACAUCUGGCAGGUCAUUGACCAGUAUGGCAUCCCCCAGGUCUCCAUCCGACUGGACGGCGAAAAUAAGGCGGUGGAGUACAAUGCUGUGGGUGCCAUGAAGGAUGCCGUCAGGGUGGUGUUCCGAGGUCCCCGUGUCAGUGUCCUCUUUGACCGUGACUGGCACAAGCUGGCGUUGAGCAUCCAGGCCCAGAACGUCUCCCUGUACAUUGACUGUGCACUGGUACAGACGCUGCCCAUUGAGGAGAGAGAAAACAUAGACAUCCAGGGCAAGACAGUGAUUGGAAAGCGCCUUUACGACAGUGUGCCCAUCGAUUUUGACCUGCAGCGGAUUGUAAUUUACUGCGACUCGAGGCAUGCAGAACUUGAGACCUGUUGUGACAUCCCAUCUGGCCCUUGCCGGGUGACCGUGGUGACAGCACCUCCACCUCUGCCCCCGCAGCCACCUACUCCUGGCAGUGAACAGAUUGGGUACUUGAAAACCAUCAACUGCUCCUGCCCGCCUGGAGAAAAGGGUGAAAAGGGCUUUGAUGGCCCCGUGGGACUCCCUGGCCCAAAGGGAGACAUGGGAAGCACUGGGCCAGUGGGCGCUCCUGGACCCAAAGGAGAGAAAGGGGACACGGGCAGAGGAUCUUUUGUCCAAGGAGAGAAGGGGAAAAGCGGGUCCCCAGGCCUUCCUGGUCCUCCUGGCAGAGAUGGCAGUAAAGGCAUGAGGGGAGAGCCAGGAGAGCUGGGGGAGCCGGGGCUGCCUGGAGAGGUGGGCAUGCGGGGUCCCCAAGGACCGCCUGGACUUCCAGGGCCCCCUGGGCAUGUUGGAGCACCAGGGCUCCAAGGAGAACGAGGUGAAAGGGGGACUCGAGGAGAAAAGGGGGAGCGAGGCCUGGAUGGAUUUCCUGGGAAGCCCGGGGAGAUAGGAGAGCAGGGAAGACCUGGCCCUCCUGGUGUGGCAGGACCCCAGGGAGAGAAGGGAGAUGUGGGACCUGCAGGACCUCCUGGGGUGCCGGGGUCUGUGGUACAGAGAGCGGACCUGAAGGGCGAACAGGGAGCUCCAGGUCCAAGAGGUCAUCAAGGCCCACCCGGGCCACCAGGAGCUCCUGGUCUGACGGGUCCAGAAGGCAAGGAAGGACCUCCUGGUUUGCAAGGUCUCCGAGGAAAGAAAGGUGACAUGGGUGCGCCCGGACUCCUGGGAUCGCCAGGGCUGCAGGGUCCCUCAGGACCUCCUGGUGUCCCAGGUCCCCCUGGACCUAGAGGCCCCCCGGGUUUACCUGGAGAGAUUGGCUUCCCGGGCAAACCUGGGUCUCCUGGGCAUGCCGGACCACCUGGAAGGGAAGGGCUGAAUGGACCGCCAGGCCUGCCAGGAGCCAAGGGAGCACCAGGAGAAAGAGGAGAAGACGGCCUGCCUGGGAAGCCUGGGCCUCGGGGUGAAGCUGGGGAGCGGGGCCUGGCAGGCCAGCAUGGAGACAAGGGAGAAACUGGCCUCCCAGGUGCUCCAGGGUUCCCAGGUGUAAGAGGAGAGAAGGGAAGCCAGGGAGUAAAAGGUGAACUGGGACUUCCAGGACUGAAAGGUGACCGAGGUGAAAAGGGUGAAGCUGGUCCAGCCGGCCCCCCUGGGUUACCUGGAACUACUUCCCUGUUCACACCACACCCAAGAAUGCCUGGCGAACAAGGGCCCAAAGGAGAGAAGGGUGACCCAGGAGUGCCUGGAGAGCCGGUUGUUCCAUUGCAGGGCCGUCCUGGAGAACUCGGUCCUCGGGGACCCACUGGACCUCCGGGGACCAAAGGACAAGAUGGUGCACAUGGGGCUCCCGGAGCAGCAGGAAAUCCUGGUGCUCCUGGACCUGCGGGGCUCCCCGGUCCCAGCGGCCUCCCUGGAAGUGUGGGUCCGCCUGGCCUGAGAGGACCCCCUGGGAAAGACGGAGAGCGUGGCGAGAAGGGAACUGCAGGUGAUGAAGGGAGCCCAGGGCCAGCCGGCCUCAGGGGUGAUCCUGGUCUUCCUGGGGUCCCUGGGCCUCCUGGAAAAGGGAACGAUGGUGAACCGGGCCUGCGAGGAUUACCUGGACCAUCUGGACCCCCAGGAACCAAGGGGGACCGAGGAGUUCCUGGCAUCCCUGGCUCUCCUGGCAGCCGUGGCGACCCAGGCAUCGGGCUUGCUGGCCCCAGCGGACCUUCCGGACCACCAGGAGACAAAGGACCUCCGGGAUCUCGAGGAUUGCCUGGAUUCCCCGGCCCCCAGGGUCCAGCUGGCCAGGAUGGUGCACCAGGAAGUCCAGGAGAGCGAGGGCCUCCUGGGAAGCCAGGCCCUUCUUCACUGCUGUCUCCAGGGGACAUAAAUCUCUUGGUUAAGGAUGUAUGCAGUGAGUGCCCCCCUGGGCCCCCAGGCCUCCCUGGUCUGCCAGGGUUUAAAGGAGACAAAGGUCUCCCAGGAAAGCCAGGGAGAGAAGGCACAGAAGGGAAAAAGGGAGAAGCUGGACCGCAAGGCCUCCCAGGGCCCCCAGGAAUACCUGGCCCACAGGGAGGCCCAGGUGAGCGGGGUGCAGACGGUGAAGUUGGACAGAAAGGCGAUCAGGGUCAUCCUGGAGUUCCAGGUUUCAUGGGGCCCCCAGGGAACCCUGGGCCACCAGGAACAGAUGGAAUUGCAGGAGCUGCUGGAGCACCAGGAAUUCAGGGACCACUGGGGAAAGAAGGUCCUCCUGGCCCCCAGGGCCCGCCUGGAAUCCCUGGAAUCCCGGGAGAAGAAGGCAAACAGGGCAGAGAUGGGAAGCCAGGUCUCCCUGGGGAGCCGGGCAAAGCAGGAGAGCCAGGUUUGCCAGGACCGGAGGGCGCGCGGGGCUCCCCUGGCUUCAAGGGACACACAGGUGACCCCGGUGCUCCUGGUCCCCGGGGAGAACCUGGUGCCACUGGGCCCCCUGGCCAGGAAGGUUCGCCAGGAAAAGAUGGUGACACUGGACCUGCAGGGCCACAGGGUCCUCGAGGACCCAGGGGCCCAUCGGGUAACAAUGGAUUACCGGGCUCCCCAGGAGACCCUGGCCGCCCAGGAAGCCCUGGCCAGAAGGGAAGCAAAGGAGAAAAUGGUAUCCCAGGACUUCCUGGCUUCCUGGGUCCCCGUGGGCCUCCGGGAGAAGCGGGAGAGAAAGGUGUGCCGGGCAAGGAGGGUACGCCUGGGAAGCCUGGAGAGCCGGGAGCCAAAGGAGAAAAGGGAGACCCUGGGAGCAAAGGAGAAAAAGGACUGCCUGGUGGGAAAGGUCAGCCUGGGGACCCUGGAAUCCCAGGCCACAAAGGCCACACAGGUCUGAUGGGCCCCCAAGGGCCACCUGGGGAAAGCGGGCCAGCCGGGCCCCCAGGACCACCAGGCCAACCAGGAUUUCCGGGACUGAGGGGGGAGUCUCCAUCCAUGGAUGUCCUGCGGCGGCUUAUUCAGGAAGAACUUGAGAAGCAGCUGGAGAGUGAACUUGCCUACCUCCUGGCCCAGAUGCCACCUGCACAUGUGAAAGCAUCGCAAGGCAGACCUGGGCCCCCGGGACCCCCUGGAAAAGAUGGUCUUCCGGGCAGGGCGGGGCCCAUGGGGGAGCCGGGCCGACCUGGCCAGGGGGGUCUGGAAGGACCCUCUGGGCCAAUAGGUCCCAAAGGCGAGCGAGGAGCCAAAGGUGAUCCAGGUGUACCUGGAGUUGGCCUCCGAGGCGAGAUAGGACCCCCUGGAAUCCCAGGUCAACCUGGGGAGCCUGGCUAUGCUAAAGAUGGACUCCCAGGCAGUCCUGGCCCUCAAGGGGAGACGGGACCUGCUGGACACCCUGGCCCUCCAGGCCCACCAGGUCCUCCUGGCCUGUGUGACCCUUCCCAGUGCGCCUACUUUGCCAGCCUUGCUUCCCGGCCGGGUAAUGUGAAAGGCCCCUAAAAGAUUCUAGAAAAUCAAAAGACUGCAAUGGAUUUCUGAAAUUUGAACUCAUAGCCCCAUGGGACACCAGAGGCCUCAAGACAUUUCAACUCCUUCCGUCCUUUGCUUGCUUCUUUUUUCCUUCCUUCCUUCAUUCCUUCCUUCCUUCACUCCUUCCUUCUCUUUUAUAUCAAUUUCUUCAGAGACCUCAGAGUUAUUAAAACAAAUGCUGCAGAUUAUCAGAUUAUUAUUAAUGUUAUUACUCUUAAUUAUUAUAUUAUUGUCGCCUUUGCCAAUGCUUGUAUUUUCCCUCUGUUCCCACACUGGUAACGUGAGACAGUGGGGCAGCUGGUGUUCCUGACUCCCCCAAGGGCACCAUCUGAAGCACAGCUCCUAAUUUUGAGACUCUUGGUGCUAUGAAACCCUGAUCGGACACUUGCAGAAUUUACCUCUUACCUGAAAAUCCAACUUUACACAGUGGAGCCCAAAAGCUUCUGUUCUCAGCUGUGCCCAGAAGUCACCCAGGGAAAACAGUCUCCAAGCCACUGCUUCCCAGGAAAGCAGGAAGAAGAAGGGCUCACAGACUUGAAGAGCAUUCUGUCUAUGCAGGGAAAGCCCAGCAGAGAGCAGUUGGCUCUUGGGGCACAGCUGGUGUCCUCCGUGUUUCCAGCUGUGCAAGGGGGAUGGAUGAUGUUAUGAGGCUUGUCAUUGGCUUGGUGGGAUCCUGUGUCUAAGCCAAAGAUGAGAAACGGGUUGAAGCAGCAGCCAGAGUGUGAAAUUGCUUUUAACCCAUGUGUAAGGUCACCUUUGAGUUCCUCUUGUUGGGUUCCAUCAGAUUAAUUGUCAAAUAAAGGUAUUCAGUGACCAUCCCAGUUUUCCUGAUGGUGGGCAGUUGGCUCGGCCACUGACCAGAGCUGAGGACUCCUUCCAGGUUCUGACUCUGAAAUAUUUGCCUUGACUGUAUGUGUGUAUGACAUGCCUGGCACA
Messenger RNA from Octodon degus (degu), 5802 nucleotides. It is a transcript of the gene Col22a1, whose product is annotated as collagen type XXII alpha 1 chain. The transcript is spliced from 64 exons. The record is from RefSeq and is a predicted model, not a curated record. NCBI's taxonomy places the organism in Eukaryota, Metazoa, Chordata, Mammalia, Rodentia, Octodontidae. Gene Ontology annotation, cellular component: basement membrane. The coding region runs from base 16 to 4836 and encodes 1606 amino acids.